Halichondria panicea is the source of this 1303-nucleotide messenger RNA. RefSeq lists its product as uncharacterized. Lineage: Eukaryota; Metazoa; Porifera; Demospongiae; Suberitida; Halichondriidae. Gene Ontology annotation, cellular component: membrane. The transcript has 4 exons. The coding region runs from base 564 to 1109 and encodes 181 amino acids. The record is from RefSeq and is a predicted model, not a curated record.
UUCAGUUGUAAAUAACCCAUGUGCCAAGUUCUGUUCAAGCUACAUUUUGCUCGCUUUUAUUAGACAACGAAGCUUUAACACCGAAAGCUGCCACUAUUAGUCUCACGUUACUUUCCAAUACACAUUAUACCUACCUUCGACACUCUCUCUCUAUUAUAUAAUUAUACUCUUGAUAACAUUGACGAUGAUUAUCGCCUUUCCUUUUUAUAGCUUGUACCUGAAGUGGUUGCGGUUACAAUAGUGAUGUAAGUCUGGCAAUAUGCCUCCUGUGCACAGUCUAUUGGAGUUACGGUGACUCCUCCUAAUGAACUCUCUUGUGUGUGCAUACUUCUGUUAACAUGGGAAUUUCCUCUUGGACAUGAGGCAAUGAAUAAUGUGGCAGCCAGCCAAGUGUCAGUACACAUGUUACUACUGGGCAUGCAGGCAAUGAAUAUUGUGGCAGCCACUAGAAAAGUGUCGGUACUUUCAAUGUUCAAUCGAAUUGUGUGCAGAGCAAUGUUUAGCUGGCUUUAGACUGUUACAGUUUUACAGCUAUACAUAGGAGUAUAGAAGACAGUAAGUAUAUGACUGACCCAACAGAUUAUCAAGAACUAGACCAAGAGAAGGCAAUGGAUCAGUCCCCACCAGAGACAGACAAGCAGCCCCUUAUAGGAGCAGAGCCACCAAGGCCAAUGCUAGCUCCUGAAGUGCACCUCCAGCCAAGAUCACUGGCUCCCCCAGGCCCUCAGCAGUACCCCCCACAAUAUGAACAAGCCCCAUUCGGGACUCUGAAUGCGAGUAUCUUCAAGUUUCAAGCCGAGGAAACUAGGGCAAGGCAAACUAACACUACUGUGGUGGUUACACAACCAACAAGUGUUAUCUACCAACAAAAUGUUCCAGCUUGGAUCGGGUCAGAUUUGCUUAUUUACUUAUCAAUAUUCAUCAUGCUUUGUUGCGGAUUACUGCCUGGAUUUGUGGCCUUGGUUUUCGCUUGGGAGGCUCGCAACAAGAAGGAGAUUGGACGAAUUAAGGAGGCCAAAUCUUGGACACUGGCUGCCAUUGUCUGCAAUGUACUCACUGCUCUACUGGGUGUGGCUGCCAUUGUGUUUGUCUACAGAUGUUAUAACUGAAAAAUGGAACUUGACUGUCAGCUUGAACCUAAACUCUUAUGUAGUAUUUGUACUGAACCUCGCAUGUAUACUAGUGGCUAUUAGCAUUCCAUAUAAAUACUUCAUGUGAGAUAAUAACAUGCAUGUUUGUUAAUUGUGCUAUUCUCAACACAAGAUACAAGAUGUUGUAUAUAGUUCGAUGAGAACACUGAACA